AUGGCUUCCAACGCCCCGGCGAGAUGCUGCACUCUUGGAAGCUUGUUUGAAGGCAAGCCCACGGGCAAGCUCACCAAAAUCGACAACAAAAUCGAAGCCUACGUCGCCACUCCUCCCGAGGGCAAAGUCCACAACGGCUAUGGAAUUCUCUACCUUCCCGAUGUCAUUGGUAUCUGGCAGAACAGCCAGCUGAUGGCAGACCUCUUUGCCGAGCAGGGUUACGUCACCGUCGUGCUUGACCUGUUCAACGGCGACCCUGUCAAGCUGAAAAACAAGCCCGAGGGCUUCGAUAUUAUGACCUGGUUGAACAAGGGCACCGAUGGAAACAACCCCCAUACUGUGCCAUAUGUCGACCCCAUUGUCGAGGCUGGUAUUAAAUACAUCAAGGGGCUGGGAGUAACGAAACUCGGAGCUGUUGGCUACUGCUUCGGUGCCAAGGUUGUUCGCCACUACAAGGAUGGCAUCAACGUCGGCUUCGUCGCACACCCCUCCUUUGUCGAAGAGGACGAGCUCGCUGCCAUUAGCGGUCCUUUGUCUAUUGCUGCCGCGGAGACGGACAGCAUAUUCCCCUCCGACAAACGGCACAAAUCUGAGGAGAUUCUCAAGGCCACCAAGCAGCCUUAUCAGAUUAACUUGUUUUCUGGGGUGGAGCACGGCUUUGCUGUUCGUGCUGAUUUGAAGGUCAAGGUACAAAAGUUUGCCAGGGAGCAGGCAUUCUUGCAGGCAGUGGCUUGGUUCGAUAACUACCUACUGGAGGACCAUUAA
This is a messenger RNA of Metarhizium acridum CQMa 102, 765 nucleotides long. The record is from RefSeq and is a predicted model, not a curated record. NCBI's taxonomy places the organism in Eukaryota, Fungi, Ascomycota, Sordariomycetes, Hypocreales, Clavicipitaceae.